AUUCUUCUCCCUCUUUUAUUCUCUCUCCUUUCAGCACCACAAUCAUCCCCCCUUAUAAUCCUCUCAUAUUUCACAAUGGGUUUCACCGACUUCGUUUCUGACGCUGGCCUCACCAUUGCCAACACCUUCUUCGGCUCUCGCAGCUAUGUUGUUGGCACCUCUCCUUCCCAGGCCGAUGUCGUGACCUUCAAGGCCUUCUCCAGCGCCCCUGACGCUGAGAAGUACCCCAACGUUGCCCGUUGGUACAAGCACAUUGCCUCUUACGAGCCCGAGUUCGGCAGCCUGCCCGGUGAUGCCUCUAAGGAGUUUACUGCCUACGGUCCCGAGGGUGCUGAGCUCCCUACCAACCCCAAGGACAAGCCCGCUGCUGAGGAUGAUGACGACAUGGAUCUCUUUGGCAGUGACGAGGAGGAGGAUGAGGAGGUUGCCAAGAAGCACGCUGCCAACCUUGCUGCAUACAAGGCCAAGAAGGAGGCCAAGGGUCCUAAGCCGGCCGCCAAGUCCAUUGUCACUCUCGAAGUUAAGCCUUGGGAUGAUGAGACUAACCUCCAGGAGAUGGAGGCCAACGUUCGCGCUAUCGAGAAGGACGGUCUCGUUUGGGGUGCCUCCAAGUUCGUCGCUGUUGGUUUCGGUAUUAAGAAGCUCCAGAUCAACAUGGUCGUCGAAGAUGAAAAGAUCUCCAUCGACGAGCUCCAGGCCCAGAUCGAGGAGGACGAGGACCACGUCCAGUCUACCGAUGUCGCUGCUAUGCAGAAGCUGUAAAUGAAAUGACCAUUAUAAUGAAUGUCAAUUGAGUGAUGACGACGUUGCCGGUAUCAAGGAAAAUAUUUAUGUCAUGAACUUGAAUGCCUAGAAUGUGGCCAGGCAAUCCUGGUUAUCUUAUGAACUAAAAUCAACAUUAUACCCGACAAGC
Messenger RNA from Aspergillus nidulans FGSC A4, 913 nucleotides. Its product is annotated as translation elongation factor 1 subunit beta. Bases 76 to 762 code for a protein of 228 amino acids. The record is from RefSeq and is a predicted model, not a curated record. Gene Ontology annotation, cellular component: eukaryotic translation elongation factor 1 complex. Gene Ontology annotation, biological process: translational elongation. Gene Ontology annotation, molecular function: translation elongation factor activity. The transcript is spliced from 5 exons. Lineage: Eukaryota; Fungi; Ascomycota; Eurotiomycetes; Eurotiales; Aspergillaceae.